Messenger RNA from Microthlaspi erraticum, 204 nucleotides. The record is from the annotation of a GenBank genome assembly. NCBI's taxonomy places the organism in Eukaryota, Viridiplantae, Streptophyta, Magnoliopsida, Brassicales, Brassicaceae.
AUGCAGUACCGUGAUUUUUCAUCCCGCGCAGAUGUGACCACCAGCAACAAAAUUGCUGCACGUUUAGUGAAGUUGGCGUUUGCUGGUUUUGGAUACUGCUGCGGUGUUCUCACAAUAGACCCCGUCGCAAAGAAACUGGUAAUAGCUGAAGAGAAUAUCCUAAGAGAUAUCCAAAUUCAGGAGGAACGUGAAGCCAUGGAUUGA